Trifolium pratense (red clover) is the source of this 2815-nucleotide messenger RNA. Its product is annotated as transmembrane protein 131-like. NCBI's taxonomy places the organism in Eukaryota, Viridiplantae, Streptophyta, Magnoliopsida, Fabales, Fabaceae. Gene Ontology annotation, cellular component: membrane. The coding region runs from base 19 to 2748 and encodes 909 amino acids. The record is from RefSeq and is a predicted model, not a curated record. The transcript is spliced from 3 exons.
AUUCGAUGCUGCCCUGAAAUGGGAUUGUUGUGCAGGAUCAAAGCAUUCAAUUGUUUUCUGGUUUUGUUAUGUACCUUGUUUUGCCUUUCUGGAUAUGGGUUGUGCGCGACACAUGCAAGGCCAAAUUUGCCGGAAUAUGAUGCCUGUGUGUCUUCGGGGAAAAAUUGCGAUUUGGGUUUUUCGGAUACUGUUGUCGGUGGCGGUAAUUUAGGUUCGGCAUCAACUUCAAUCCGCAACAGUUUUCAAAAUGUGUGUCCGGACACACAUUCGUUCUGUGUUCCUUUGACGAUAUAUGGAUUCAACGAUGAAGAGAAAAGUCUUAAAGCAGCUUCUCUCGGAGUUUCUGGUAGACAGUGCGAUGGUCCGUUUUGUGGAUUAAGUCAAGAUAGCGAGGUGACAAGUAGUGUGAAAGACUUAUUGCUAUCACCUAAUACUGUUACUCAUGUUGGCAUUAUUUAUUGUAGUAAUCUGCGCACUGAUUUAUAUAAUUUAUCGCCUGAAGUAUCCAACUUGCAAGAGAACUGCAAACUGGUUAUUUUUACUAAUGACACAACUAGUCCCCAGGUUGAGAUUCCGUGUGAAGACGCACUGCAUGUUUGUUUCGAGCAUCAAAGGCUCUCAUUCGAAGAAAUCAAAGACAAAACCAAGCUUGUUAGUUCUGGUAGUACAAGGGCUGAGUAUGUGGUCAGAAAAAUGGGAUUGCCACCAAAUGUCAAGGUUACUGAGACAACCGAUGUAGAUGAAUUAGUUAAUGGAAACUGGAUGUCUCAAGGAACCACUGAUGCUAUGUCCGUGCUUGUUGACGAUGAGGUGCUAUUCCCAAUGGUUCAAGUUGGAAGUUAUGUCUCAAGGUGGAUCACUGUAAAGAAUCCUAGCCAUCAUCCAGUUACGAUGAAGCUUAUCUUAAACACAGAAGAGAUAAUUGAUGAUUGCAGGGGUCUGGAUGAUAUAUUUCCCAAUUUUUCAUCUGGUAAUUUAGUUAUAGAUGAAGUUAUUUCUGCUGCAAAGUAUGGAUUCUCAGUGCCAGGGAGUGCAGUAACAGAGGCUUAUGUGCAUCCUAAUGAUUAUGCAACUUUAGGGCCGAUACAUUUUUAUCCAUCCAAGCGAUGUGGAUGGAAUGGUUCAGCGUUGAUCAAAAACAAUCUUACCGGUGUUGAGUCGAUACCUUUAAGGGGCAUUGGAGGGCUGAGUUCCCUAGCUUUACUUGAGAGGUCUGAGCAUGUUCAGAGUAUAAGUUUUGAUCUUAAACUGCACAAUCUCCUCAGUUUCUCUCUUUCGUAUUCCUUGCUUCACAUGAAAGACAUGGUUUCUGCCUGCUCACAGCCUUUAGUGAAAGAGAUAUAUGCCAAGAACACGGGGGAUUUGCCAUUGGAGGUGAAGACAAUGAGAGUCUCUGGGAGAGAAUGUGGAUUGGAUGGUUUUAAGAUUCAUGAUUGUAAAGGUUUUGCUCUUGAUCCUGGGGAGUCGAUAAAGUUACAGAUAUCAUACCAAACUGAUUUUUCUGCAGCAAAGGUACAUCGGGAUCUUGAACUUGCUUUGGCCUCUGGCAUUUUUCUAAUACCCAUGAAGGCAAGUGUCCCUUAUGGUGUGUUGUGUAACUGUAAGAAAUUCAUGUUUUGGGUGCGAGUAAAAAAAUGGUUGCUCGGAUUCAUUCUUGUUGCAUCCUUAUUUUUUAUGGUGUCCCUGGAUUACUUGUGCAAGAAUGAUAAUAACUCCAUCCACAUCACCUUACAACAUGAUGCGAAAACCCCUCUAGUUCCUUGUAGUAAUCAGAGAAAGGAUAAGUUAUCUGUGUCUGAUAAGACACCUAAUAUGUUUUGUUCGGUUCGAAAAGGCCCAACCUCGACAAUGCGAGCCACCUGUGUCAGAUAUUCGUAUGAUCUACGCAAAACCUCUGACCAGGAAAUAUCUCAACAUUUGACGCAGGAUUCAGAAAACCAUAAACAGACUAGUCUUUUGUUUGAUACUACAAAGAAAGGAAAGUCACCAACCACUGCAGUUCAGAGCUCUGAUGCUGUGAAGCCAUCUCAAGAGACUGUGAAGCCAUCUCAAGAGGUUGUGAAGCCAUCUCAAGAGGGUGAACUAAAAGUCAAAAUUGGAAAAGAAAAGACUAGAAGACGGAAAAAGAAGAACUCUGGUGCAAAGUUAACUGCAAUGUCUGAAGUUUCAAGCAGCCGAAGUGGAAAUUCUACACCCUCACCACCCUCCUCCCCCGUGGCCCCUGCAUCAACCAAAUCUAGCUGUCCAUUGUCUCCUGAUGUGAAGCAACCCUCCAUUCAACCUCACAGUGUAAAAACUCCGGAGACUGCCCGACAUCCUAAAAAUUCCCAAGUUUCUGCAUCUGCUGCUAAAGCAAAUACAUCGAAGACCAGGGUUCCAGUUAAGUCUGUCAAUAACAACAUUUCUUCUCCUAAAGUUUGGCAUUCACCUUCAACAAGUGAUGCUAGUACACCCUUUAAGAUGUUUGGUGCUCCUCCCAUGCCUAGUAUACCUUCUCCUCCAUCCUUGGUGUCAACAUCUAGUGUCAGCUUAAGUUGCCGUGCUCCAGGAUCGAAACUUGACAAGCAAGCUACUGUUUCAGCACCAAAAAAUGCAGAACUUGCAGAAGAGUAUAUAUAUGAUAUCUGGGGUGGCCAUCUUUCAGGGAUUCAUUUGUUAGAUCCAAAAGAUGUUACUUGUAUGAAAUCUUGUCCUGCUGAAAAGAACUUCAACAGCUUCUUUGUUGGAGAUCCACAGGCAAUAAAGUAAUAAAAAUGGCUAUUAAGAUAAAAAAAAAAAAAAAAAACAAAAUUCUCAUGCAUUUUUUUGACUUGCA